CGCACACCCGACACAGUGAUUAACACAUCCGCCACCUCUCUGCAGCGUAUCUGGAUCUCCUGACGCUCUCUCCUCAUCCGACCGCAGCCCUUCACUCUGCUAACCACAGCAGGUAGGGUAGCAUUACCCAGAAUCCUUCGCUCUUCCUCACAUGCUGCCCAGCCUGGGCUACGGAGGACAGGAUGCCUUUCGGAGGAGGGAACAAGUGUGGCUGCUGCCAGAAGACGGUGUACUUCGCUGAGGAAGUGGUGUGUGAUGCGCGGAGCUAUCACAAGUCCUGCUUCCUGUGUCUGGUUUGCAGGAAGAACCUGGACAGCACCACAGUGACGGUGCACAUGGACGAGCUGUACUGCAAGGCCUGCUACGGCAAGAAGUUUGGGCCAAAAGGCUACGGCUACGGAGCAGGAGCGGGAACCCUGAGCAUGGACACGGGCGAGGCCCUGGGCAUCAAACCCCAACAGUCUGAACCCCAUCGGCCCACCAACAACCCCAACACUUCCAAGUUCGCCCAGAAGUUCGGCGGCUCAGAGGUGUGCCCGCGGUGUAGCAAGGCCGUCUACGCCGCCGAGAAGGUCGUGGGCGGCGGCAGCGCCUGGCACAAAGGCUGCUUCCGCUGCGCCAAGUGUGGAAAGGGCCUGGAGUCCACAACCCUGGCCGACAAGGACGGGGAGAUCUACUGCAAAGGGUGUUACGCCAAAAACUUUGGGCCCAAGGGAUUUGGCUACGGUCAGGGGGCGGGGGCUCUCGCACACGCUCAGUAGAGCGCUGGGCCCUCGGCGGCGCCCCCUGUCGCCCCACUCCAUAUGCUCCCUUCCCAGUGAAGGGCUAAGAGUCACGAGGACGGUUCGGUUUGCCACCCACUGCAUCACUCUACCCCCCCCCCCCACCCCUCCAUAGAGAAGGGACCUGAAAUUCUCAAUCACUCACUUGCAGGUGAACCGCUCACGGCAGCAAAUGUUUACCCAGCUAAUUAUUUUGUCGUUAAUGGGAUAAAAUCACAAAAGGGAGGCUGUAGGCUGUGCAUGUUAUGUGGAUGUUGAUCAAACCACUGGCUUUCCGCCACGGACCUGGAAAAGCGGCGGUACAGCGUCGAUACCCAAACAGUGACGCAUCAUCAACAUCAUGUAGCAUGGACCUCGCGGUCUUGCCUCUCCAGUUACAGGACUCUGUGAUCGCUUCCAAACAGCUUGUUCCCCAACAUAUCCCCGCCUCUUCUGUCAUAGACAAUCCCUCGUCCUCUCUGCAGCUGGGCACCCAGGCUGUCUAAUGCUCCAUUUCUGCUCAUUAACAAAACUGUCAGCUUGCUCUCCACCCAGAAGGGAAGACAAUGUAUAAAUAAACUGAACUUGUGUCAUA
Messenger RNA from Brienomyrus brachyistius, 1356 nucleotides. RefSeq names its product cysteine and glycine-rich protein 1a (gene csrp1a). The transcript is spliced from 6 exons. Gene Ontology annotation, biological process: muscle tissue development; sarcomere organization. Gene Ontology annotation, cellular component: Z disc; nucleus; cytoplasm. The record is from RefSeq and is a predicted model, not a curated record. Lineage: Eukaryota; Metazoa; Chordata; Actinopteri; Osteoglossiformes; Mormyridae. Gene Ontology annotation, molecular function: actinin binding; structural constituent of muscle. Bases 183 to 761 code for a protein of 192 amino acids.